CGCGCUCUCCCCGCCCCUCGGCGCUCCCCGCACUGCGCACGCGCGGCCGCGCCCGGCCCCGCCGCUGCCCUCAGGCGCCGGCGCCGCCAUGUCGGAGCGGCUGGCCAAGCCCUCCUGCCUCAUCGUCGCCAGCGCCGCCACCGCGGGUGUUUCAGCCCAGUCCUUCCUUCACUGCUUUACUCUGGCCAGCUCUGCCUUUAACCUGCAAGUGGCAACACCUGGGGGGAAGCCCAUUGACUUUGUGGAUGUCAACGAGGGCAACACGCGCUGGAUCCAGGACUUCCGCAUGAAAUCCUACGCCAGCCCCGCCAAGCUGGAGUCCAUUGAUGGGGCUCGGUACCACGCCCUGCUGAUCCCAAACUGCCCUGGGGCCGUGACUGACCUGGCCAACAGCGGCUACCUGGCCAAGAUCCUGCAGCACUUCAGCACUGAGAGCAAGCCUAUCUGUGCUGUGGGACAGGGAGUGGCAGCUUUGUGUUGUGCCACCAAUGAGGAUAAAUCCUGGGUUUUCCAGGGAUACAGCCUGACAGGGCCCUCUGUGUACGAGCUGGUGAGGCAGCCAAAUUUUGCCAGUCUGUCCAUUAUUGUGGAGGAUUUUGUGAAGGAUUCUGGAGCCACAUUCAGUGCCAGCAGCCCAGAUGCUGUCCAUGUGGUGCUGGACAGGCACCUGGUGACAGGACAGAACGAGAAUUCCACCCUUCCUGCUGUCCAGAACCUUCUGAUUCUUUGCAAUGUCAGCAGGAAAUGAAGGAGAAGGUCUGUUUGCAAAGAGGAUGGAUGAGGAGCCAGCAGGCUGAGGAUUUCCAUGGCUGUGACCUGGAUGAAACACCCCUCUGACCCCUGUCCUGGACUCUGAAGUGGCAGUGGAGAGGCAGUGUCACGUUCUGUGUGGAUGGAAUGGAUGAAGGUUGUCAGAAGCAGCUGGGACACCAUGUCCCUUACAUUUUUGCUCCAUUUUCUCACUGCUUCCCUAGACCCUCAGUUUACAGAUGUGGGCAACUGUCUUCUCAAACCCCCCCAAAGUUGGUGCUGUGAAUACAAAUUGCUGAAGCUGAAGGCCUUGCUCUGGGUUGGCAUUGUGCUGGUGCACAGCCUGCCCUUGUUUUCCUCCUGUUCACAUUGCUGGAAUUGUGUGCAGAAAGUUUGCUCAGCUUUUUUUUUAACAUGGUCCUACAAUUGUUUAUUUGUUCUCCUUUGUGCUGCUUACGUUGUGGGUUUUGUUCUCUUGGAAAUGCUCCUCUCUGGGAGUGCACUGCUGCUGUCUCUUGCUGGAAUUUUGUGGAGCAGGGCACUGAAAAAUGCAGGUGGCAAAUGUGGGUCCCAUCUGAGGAGCCAGCUGUAGGGUGGAGCCUGGACUCCUUCCUUCUGAGCUGCAGGUGUGCCUUGAAGCUGAGUGUGGAAAGGAAUAAUAAGACUGAGAUUUAUAAAAAAAUUGUUGCAGUCUCAAACAUGCAAAAUUAUUGGAAAGUAAAUAAAUUAACUUUCAGAUAAUUGAUUUUCCUUCCCUCUUGGAGUUGUGGGCAGCAUUUCUCCAAUGCCCUGAAGAGAGGGGGUUGCAUUUUUGUUUUCUUACCAGGAUAUUACAAUAUUUUGGUUCUAACAAGUCAUCAGGUAGGGAAAUUUUUCUGUGUAAAUCUGUUUUUUUUAGCUCUGUCUCAAGAAUUCAGUAUGAUUUUAGAAGACAGACUACUGUGGGUUUAGCUGGGCCUUCUGCUGUUGCAUUCCAGAGCUCAGCUUACACAACUUUGGCAUUGAUGGAAAUUAAAACUGGAAUUUGAAAUUAAAAUUGUGCUUUGAUAGAUAUUAAAUUAUCAAUUUGCUUUGAUAAUUUAAAUCUUCAUUCCUGACAAGCCAUCUUGGGGAUUUGAUGUUGACACCGUGAGGAAAUACCUUCAGCCUGGAAAGCCACAUCUUGUUUGUGAAGUGGGAGACUGUAUUUCCUUAGGGUCUUUGUUUCCUUGGGAUUUUGCCAAAAUUGCUACAUCUUUUCCCUGCUUACCUGUAAAAAUAGAACAUUGGUGUCUA
Molecule: messenger RNA, 2025 nt
Organism: Passer domesticus (house sparrow)
Lineage: Eukaryota; Metazoa; Chordata; Aves; Passeriformes; Passeridae
Gene: GATD1
Product: glutamine amidotransferase class 1 domain containing 1
Exons: 8
Coding region: 89-748 (219 amino acids)
Cellular component (GO): cytoplasm
Molecular function (GO): glyoxalase III activity
Source: RefSeq, a predicted model, not a curated record